Molecule: messenger RNA, 1823 nt
Organism: Passer montanus (Eurasian tree sparrow)
Lineage: Eukaryota; Metazoa; Chordata; Aves; Passeriformes; Passeridae
Gene: IL17B
Product: interleukin 17B
Exons: 3
Coding region: 905-1459 (184 amino acids)
Biological process (GO): inflammatory response
Cellular component (GO): extracellular region
Molecular function (GO): cytokine activity
Source: RefSeq, a predicted model, not a curated record
GAUGGAGGGGCGGAGGGAUGCACGGAGGGAUGGAGAGGAGGAGGGAUGCAGACGGGAAGGACUGGGAGCGCUCGGCUGGCGGACAGCACCAUCGCGUGGCUCCUGACCGCACGGACAGCGACAGAGCAGGGGUGCAACGCCAGCCCUUGUCCCCUGGACGGGGAAUUACAGUCAGCGCCCCCGUGCCUCAGUUUCCCCCACCGCAGCACCCUGCACCGCGGUGCCUGGCCCCGGAAGGCAUCACCCUCCACACCCAGCCCCGCAGAGCCAGGGGCAGCUGUGGGCACAGCUGCUGUGUCCCCAUGGCAGGAGCUGGAGCACAGCACAAGGGGAAGGGUCUGGGGACAGACAGACCAGGGGCGCAGGGAGUGAUGGCUGCCACCAUCUCACUGCUGGGCAGAAGGGUCUGGGGACUCCUGGGGACGGCAGAGCUGCUGCUGGGGGUGGCUCACAGAUGACAGCAGACCCUCAGCCCCAGGUUACCUGCUCACCUUGCUGCCAGCACGGGGCACAGCCAGCCUGCCCCUGCUCUGCCAGCCCAGCAGCCGUGUCCCUCCGGCCCUGUCAGGCUGUGACCGUGCUGGUGACACCAAGAGAGCCCAAACGCCCUCCCCAGAGCAUGUUAUUGCCAGGAGAGCCCCUCAGGGCUGCCUGCUCCAGAGGGGACCCGCCACUGACCACAGUCGCCACCGCCAGCAGAGCCAGCGCCUGGGGCGGUGACGGGUGGCCGAGUCCCAGACCACGCUGGCCCCCUGCCCUGGCUGCUCCGAGGCUCCCUGGCACCCUGGGGACCGGACACACCUCUGGCAGGGCACAGCCGGGGGCUGGGGCUUUCCCUUUUUAGCUGCCCGGCUUGCAGGGACCGGCCACAGUGCAGGACAGCGGCCGGCACCCGUCCGUGGCCAUGGAGAGGGCUCCAAACCUGCUGCUCCUCUGCAUCUUCACCUUCGCCAUGGUCCCGGUUCCCGAAGCCAAGGACCAGAGCAAGGCAGCCAAGGGCAGGAGAAGGGGCCUGGCACGGGCACCAACAGCCCCCCCUGCCCUGGCCUGGGCACCUGCUGACCCCUACAGCAGCAUGGCAGAGUACGAGCACAGCAUCCAGGACAUGGUGCGCCAGCUGAGGAACGGCUCCGAGCCGGGGGACACCAAGUGCCAGGUGAACCUGAGGCUCUGGAGGUCCAACCGCAGGAGCCUGUCCCCCUGGGCCUACAGGAUAAACCACGAUGCCACACGGAUCCCAGCAGACAUCCCUGAAGCACGGUGCCUCUGCACUGGCUGCAUCAACCCCUUCACCAUGCAGGAGGACCGCAGCAUGGCCAGCAUCCCCAUCUACAGCCGCCUGCCCGUGCGCCGCCUGCUCUGCCCGCGCCCGGGCCGCACGCCCUCGGGCAAGCAGUGCCACAAGAAGUACCAGAUGGUGAUGGAGACCAUCGCUGUGGGCUGCACCUGCAUCUUCUGAGGCCGCAAAGCUACGCCCUGCAGCUCCCCCAGUGCUGGGCACCUCACCAGCUUGCUCUUGCUUCCCCAGCUUGCCCUUUGGGAGAGGCCACCCGGCUGGGCAUCAGGGUGAGGGGAGGUCCCUGUGCAAGAGCUCCUCCAAAUUCCCAUGCAGGUUCCAUCAGCCUCAGCCCCAGCAGCUGCUUUGGGGACACCCAGUGCAGAGGCAGCCCCUGGGAGUCACCCGGCCCCAGACACCGACUGCCCCCAGCCUCCAGGGAGGAGCUCAGCUGUGGGCUGGGGGAGAGAGGGAGCCAGCUGCCCAUGGUCCUGUGGCUGGGCAGGGUCAGGGUCAGGAUCAGGGUCAGGGUCAGGAUCAGGAUGAG